AUGCCAGCCCAACCAAAUCCAUUCGAAUCAACCGUUUCUCGUACCGUUGAAAUUAACAACAAGCUCUACAAAUAUUAUAGCUUACCUGAUUUGAAUGAUCAAAGACUAGCUACUCUCCCAUACUGUAUCCGUGUCUUGUUGGAAAAUUGCGUGAGAAAUUGCGAUGAAUUUGCAGUAUUGAAAGAUGAUAUUGAAACAAUUUUGAAUUGGGAGCAAUCGAGCAAGAACUCCAUUGAAAUCCCAUUCAAACCUGCUCGUGUUUUGAUGCAAGACUUUACCGGAGUUCCUGCAGUGGUCGAUUUGGCAGCCAUUCGUGAUGGCGUCAAGAGAUUGGGUGGAGAUCCAUCUCAAGUGAAUCCUCUUGUGCCAGUAGACUUGGUCAUUGAUCACAGUGUACAAGUUGAUGAUUUCGGUUCCAAGGAGGCUCUCCAACAAAACCAAGAAAAAGAGUUCAAUAGAAACUAUGAAAGAUUCCGUUUUUUGAAAUGGGGAAGUAAGGCUUUCAAGAAUUUGCAAAUUGUGCCACCAGGAAGUGGUAUUGUCCAUCAAGUCAACUUGGAAUAUUUGGCUCGUGUUGUUUUUGAAAACAAUGAAGAACUUUCCGGAGAGGAUAAACAAAAGGGAGUGCAAGCUUUGUUAUAUCCAGACUCAUUGGUCGGAACUGACUCACACACAACCAUGAUUAACGGUUUGGGUGUUUUGGGUUGGGGUGUUGGUGGUAUUGAAGCUGAAGCAGCCAUGUUAGGCCAACCUAGUGCAAUGGUUUUGCCAGAAGUUGUCGGAUACAAAUUAACUGGUAAAUUAGUUGGUGCUGCAACUGCAACUGACUUGGUUUUGACCAUUACACAAAAUUUGAGAAAAUUGGGAGUUGUCGGAAAGUUUGUUGAAUUUUACGGUGAAGGUGUCAAGCAAUUGUCUGUUGCUGAUCGUGCUACCAUUUCAAACAUGGCACCAGAAUACGGAGCUACCAUGGGUUUCUUCCCAAUUGAUGAUGUUACACUUGCAUUUUUGAGACAAACCAACAGAGAUGAAGAAAAGGUCAAAGUGAUUGCAGAGUAUUUGAAAGCACAAAACUUGUUUGUCACUUAUGAAAAUGUUGAAGAAUCAAAGGUUCGCUAUAGCGCUCAAUUGGAGUUGGAUUUGAGCACUGUUGUUCCAUCACUUGCUGGUCCAAAGAGACCACAUGAUCGUGUUUCAUUGACUGAUGUUCACAAGGAGUUCAAGGAAGGUUUGACUGCAAAACGAGGAUUCAAAGGAUUCGAAAUUCCAGCUGAGGAAGUUGAAAAGACUGUUGAGAUUGAAUAUAAGGGUCAAAAGUACAACUUGACUCAUGGUUCAGUUGUCAUUGCUGCCAUUACCAGUUGUACUAACACAUCAAAUCCAAACGUCAUGCUUGCUUCUGCCCUUGUAGCAAAGAAGGCUGUCGAACAAGGACUAACUGUUAAUCCAUACGUCAAGACUUCACUCUCACCUGGUUCCGGUGUCGUUUCUGAAUAUUUGGCUGCAUCUGGAUUGCAAACCUAUCUCGAUCAAUUAGGUUUUAACACUGUUGGUUAUGGUUGCAUGACAUGUAUUGGUAACUCUGGUGAAUUGCCUGAAGUAGUUCAUGAAGCUAUUGUCAAUUCUAAUUUGGUUUCCGCAUCAGUUUUGAGUGGUAACAGAAACUUUGAGGCUCGUGUGCAUCCAAUUGUGCAAGCAAACUAUUUGGCCUCACCACCUCUUGUUGUUGCUUAUGCCAUUGCUGGUAACGUCAAGAUUGAUUUCGAUAAGGAUCCAUUGGGAGUCAACCCUACCACCAAACAACCUGUUUAUUUGAAAGAUAUCUGGCCAACUCAAGAAGAAAUUCAUGACUGUGUCACCAAGAACGUUCUUCCAAACAUGUUCAAAUCUGUCUAUGAGAAGAUUGCAUUGGGUACUGACAACUGGAACAAAUUGGAUGCUCCUGAAACAUUGUUAUAUCCAUGGGAUGAAAAGUCAACAUAUAUUCACGAUCCACCAUUCUUCAAGAAUGUUCACAGAGAAUUGGGUGCUACCAAGCCAAUUCAAAAUGCUUAUUGUUUGUUGAAUUUGGGAGAUUUCACCACAACUGAUCACAUUUCUCCAGCCGGUAGCAUUUCACUCAAAUCAUCAGCUGCCCAAUAUCUUUUGGAAAGAGGUGUUGAAAGAAAGGACUUUAACACUUAUGGUGCUCGUCGUGGUAAUGAUGAAGUCAUGGUGAGAGGUACUUUUGCCAACGUUAGACUCUUCAACAAGAUGAUUGGCAAGCCAGGUCCAAUGUCUCUUCAUGUUCCAACCAAUGAAGUUGUCUCUGUAUUUGAUGCUUCUGUGAAGUAUCGCAAUGAAGGUCAUGAAUUGAUUGUCAUUGGUGGUGAACAAUAUGGUUCAGGAUCAUCUAGAGAUUGGGCUGCUAAGGGUCCAUACCUUUUGGGUGUUAAGGCAGUUAUUGCUACAUCGUUUGAGAGAAUUCACAGAUCUAACCUUGCUGGUAUGGGAAUUAUUCCAUUGCAAUUCAAAGAGGGUGAAAGCGCUGACUCAUUAGGUUUGACUGGUAAGGAGCAAUUUACCAUUGACUUGAGUGCUGGUAUGAAGCCAUUCCAAGAAGUCAAAGUCAAAGUGACUGGUAAUGACAAGUUGAGCGAAUUCACUACCAUUUUGAGAUUUGACACAGAACCUGAACUCGAAUACUACAAACAUGGUGGAAUUUUACCAUAUGUUUUGAGAACUAAAUUGUUGCAAUAA
Naegleria lovaniensis is the source of this 2739-nucleotide messenger RNA. RefSeq lists its product as uncharacterized. Gene Ontology annotation, molecular function: aconitate hydratase activity; 4 iron, 4 sulfur cluster binding. Gene Ontology annotation, biological process: tricarboxylic acid cycle; citrate metabolic process. The coding region runs from base 1 to 2739 and encodes 912 amino acids. The transcript has a single exon. Gene Ontology annotation, cellular component: cytosol; mitochondrion. The record is from RefSeq and is a predicted model, not a curated record. Lineage: Eukaryota; Heterolobosea; Eutetramitea; Acrasida; Naegleriidae.